Molecule: messenger RNA, 1308 nt
Organism: Fimicolochytrium jonesii
Lineage: Eukaryota; Fungi; Chytridiomycota; Chytridiomycetes; Spizellomycetales; Powellomycetaceae
Product: pyridoxal phosphate-dependent transferase
Exons: 10
Coding region: 1-1308 (435 amino acids)
Biological process (GO): biosynthetic process
Cellular component (GO): mitochondrion; cytoplasm
Molecular function (GO): L-kynurenine:2-oxoglutarate transaminase activity; pyridoxal phosphate binding
Source: RefSeq, a predicted model, not a curated record
AUGACCGCCAAGUCAACAAAGUCCGCCGACCGUUUAAGCACGUUUGACCCAGCAGGGACCGUCUUCUCGGAGUUCACCGCUCUCGCCAUCAAGCAUAAUGCUGUUAACCUGGGGCAGGGAUUCCCUACAUUCCCGGUUCCCGAGUUCAUUACGAAGGCGGCCACAAACGCCGUGCAGCAACAUGGUCUUUUGCACCAGUAUACGAGGAGUGAGGGACACGUGAGGUUGGCGAACGCACUUUCGACCUACUUCGAGGACAAGCUCGACCGCAAACUGGACCCUCUCAGGGAGAUUGUGACUACCGUUGGUGCAUCGGAAGCGAUCUACAGUACCAUGCAAGCGUUCAUCAACCCCGGGGACGAAGUCAUCCUCAUGCAGCCAUUCUACGACUGCUACAUGGCGGCGGUCACAUUGGCGGGAGGCGUUCCCGUGAUGGUGAGCCUGCGGCCGCCUAUGGAUGGACCGGCUGUGACAUCGGACGAUUGGAAGUUUGAUGUUGAGGAGAUCCGGAGGGCAAUUAAGCCGGGCAAGACGAAGAUGAUAAUGGUGAACAAUCCUCAUAACCCCAUUGGCAAGGUGUUCACACGAAAAGAGUUGGAGGCGAUCGCCGCGAUUGCCAAGGAGUUUGAUCUGCUGGUCCUGGCUGAUGAAGUAUACGAGACACUCGUCUACCCCGAUUCCGUCUCGCCUUUCAUCAAGUUUGCGAGUUUACCGGGGAUGUUUGAAAGGACGAUCACAGUUGGAAGCAUAGGCAAGAUGUUCGGAGUAACGGGUUGGAAGAUCGGGUGGGCAUUGGGGCCACCCGAGAUUGUCCGCGCUAUCUGGCUGGUGCAUCAGUACAUCCCAUUCACCGUCGUCACGCCGCUACAGGAAGCGACGGCCGUCUGCCUGGAGCAAACGCUGACAAACGGGUACUUCGAGCGCACAAUCCAAGAAUACCAGGCGUGUCGCGACAAACUCCACGCCGCUCUACAGUCCGUAGGCCUCACACCCACGCUCCCACACGGCGGAUACUUCAUCUUAGCCGACACCACCAGCAUCCCCGAUCCCGCUCAAACAGGAACCGAUUCCACAUUAACCGCAGAAGAAGUCGCCGACCCACGCCGCGACUUCCGCCUGUGCAAGUGGUUCACAAAAGCUGUCGGCGUGACGCCCAUCCCGCCAUCGGCAUUCUAUCAUCCGUCGGAUAUGGACACGCGGGUGAGCGUUGCGGGCAAUCUGGCGAGGUUCGCGUUUUGUAAGAGUGAGGAGACUUUGGAUGCCGCGGAUGCGAAGCUGAAGGCGUAUUUUGGCAAGAGUGAUGCUUGA